AUGGAGAUCCUCAUCAACGCUAUGGACCCUCGAGAAGUAGAGCCGUGGCAGCCUCCGGAGUCUACCUCUUCACCGUCGCAUUUACAAGGCAGAGGCCACUUCUCACUGCUAGGCUAUGUUCGCCGAAAGCCAUCUCGAGCCGAUGCCGAACCCACCCUGUCCAAGUCGUGUACCGACAAGUUGGCCGUCAAGCAGUUCACCAGCGUCGUAGCAUUUCCAGCUGAUUGCUUUGUGCAAAGGACAGAUAACGCAUAUCUCAAGAACCUCAUCACAUAUAGCGACCAGUAUGACCAGGUUGGCUUCGAACGAGCUCUGGGACCUCGUGGUAGAUUGGCCAAUAUAUCAGGCGAUGGUCAUUUCUUUGGAAUUGAGGAGCUCCCGCAAGGAAGUCCUCGAUUCUUAUUUGAAAAGCCUACCAACAUUGUCGGAACAGCAUCUCCACAAAAGUCCAAGGCAGCGAAUACAUCUACGAUGUGGGUGGCAAGCCCAAAUCCAUCAGGGAAUGCUGUUCACGAAGUUUUGGUCAAUGGCGUCAAGCAAGGGUACAAACAAUGGGAUCAUAGGCAGAGCAAAGCGAGUGUGGUUUCUCGAAGGCACCUCAUUCACCUUGCCAGGUCUAUUUGUACAGAUAUGUCUGGUGGUGACACCUCCGACCUCUCAUUGGGCUAUCGCCUCAAUGAAAUUGCUGCCACCAUAUCAGGCGUCUUCAAUCAGGAUCAGUACUCGAAGAUGAAAGCUAGUCAUCUCAGAUACGAAGCGAUUGAAUUGAAGGCCAGGGUCAAGAGGUCACUGGGAAGUUGGCAGCAGAACUCUGGUGACUCGGAAUGGCCAUGUGAUUAA
Messenger RNA from Exophiala mesophila, 840 nucleotides. RefSeq lists its product as uncharacterized. The record is from RefSeq and is a predicted model, not a curated record. NCBI's taxonomy places the organism in Eukaryota, Fungi, Ascomycota, Eurotiomycetes, Chaetothyriales, Herpotrichiellaceae. Gene Ontology annotation, molecular function: tRNA-specific adenosine-37 deaminase activity; RNA binding. Gene Ontology annotation, biological process: tRNA wobble adenosine to inosine editing. The transcript has a single exon. Bases 1 to 840 code for a protein of 279 amino acids.